AAACUGAUCCGAUAUAGGGGUUUACUACCCCUUUUUAAAACGAUGUCUGUCCUCCACCAGGUCUCAGCAGGCCUUCAUGCAGAGUAACCUUUCCCAGCCCUCAAUGAUGCUGUCGGGGCCCUCGCUGCACAGCUAUGCCGGCGUCCAGGCCUCUGAUCUGGGCAAGCCUCAGUCCAGCCUGGCCUACCAGCAGCCUUCGUCCGCCCAGCAUAUCCCUAUACUGUUCGAGCCACAGCUCAACCAGCCCUCUGGCAUGGGCAGCUCACAGCUCAUGGAUACGCACCUUAUGCAGGCUCGGCAGGGGAUGAAUCAGCAUUCCAACAUGUACUCGGGACACGGACACACACAUGGACAUGGCCACGGACAGAGUAGUUACUAUAGCAACACGCAGUCUGCUAGCUCCGCAAUGCAACAGGUCCCUCUGCCUGGCUCUCAGCUCUCCUUGUCAACCUAUGGUUCUGGUGCCAGCCAACCCCUGCUGGCGCUGCCCCAUACCCCGCCCCAGGCUCAGCCCAGCUCCAUGGGCCGGCAGCCCCCAGUGUCGCAGGCAUACAGGAACAUGAUGGGCCACAACCCUGGCAUGAUGCAGCCCCCAACCAGCAAGAUGGACAUGGACUUGAAGCUGUUUGGUGGUGGAAUGGAUGUGAAGCCUGGAACCCCACCCAUCAACACCAGAAGCACCACACCCACCUCCAGCCACUACAGGGCCAGCUCCACUUCUCCCAGCAGCCAGUCCAGUAAGAUGAACAGCAUGCUGUACCAGAAGCAGUUCCAGCAUAGCUCCGCCGGUAUGAGGAUGACCCCACACUUCCCUGGCCAGUACAAUCCACAGAUGCUCUCCCAGCCCAACAUGGUGUCCCCUCUGGUCCGCCCUCCCCACGCCUCCUCCUUCGCAGGGGGCGUCCAGCGCUCUGCUAUGGGUCAGCCCAUGUCUCCCACUCUGUCCCAGGGUUUAAUGCCUCACCCCCGACCCCUGCACCCGCUGCACAGCCAGCACCCACAGCACAGCCAGCACCCACUGCGGGCUCCCCCGGGACCCUCCCUCGUGCCCAGAGGCAACCACCAAUCCGCGAUGAAGGCAGAGCAUGACCUCAAGGCCAAGCAGAGGGCCGAGGUGCUCCAGUCCACCCACAAGUUCUUCGAGCAGCAGCAACAGCAGCAGAUGAAGACCCCUCAGGUCAACAAGGUGUCCCGCCUCGAUCAAAACAGCAAGCCCCCCCAUGACACCAUGGCCUCCAACCACCAGUCGGGGGGCCUCUUGGAGCGACCAGAGUCCGACAAGCCGACCUUAUCCCUGGGGAAGCCUAUUCGGACUGGCCCCAUCAAGCCACAGGCCAUCAAACCAGAGGAGGGCAAGUAAAAGGCCACUCGCUCCCAUGGAAAAGAAAAAUGCUGACGGGAAUACAGGAGCGACGCCAGCUCCUUUCCUUCCAACCUCCACCCGCUUCCCCUACUUCCCUUUCAUCAGCGGGGGGGGAAGAGGGGGGAGGGGGGAAGUUAAAGAUGAAAAUGGUUAUACAGAUGGUUACCCAGAAUGCACAUCUUGGAUAAUCCCCCCUCUCCCAGCCUCCCUUCCUUGCAGUGUUGGUAUUUGAUUAGUCUGCGCCCUGUGCGUUAGAUGGCUGAGGUGGGGUAAAUAUAUCACGGCCCACUCUUACGCAGACAAAAGAUUAGUUUGCCGUUUUAAUAGCGCUUUGGUUAUGAUUAUUUUCUUCUCUUUUCUUGCCUUGUUUCUUUCCCUAAUAGAAGUGCAACCUACAGGGCAGGACAGUGUUCCCUUGGGGAUAGGAUGAGCUAAUCUUUGUUUUUUGGAGUUGGAAAACCAAUCGUAACUACUGAGAUGGGUAACGAUAUUUACUAAACUCAAGUUGUGUGCAUGUGUGCAAAUGCUCCACAUGUUCAGUACACACUACCACAUGUGUACACCCCCCCCCCCCGCCCCCCCCCCUAAUACUCCAUCUUGGUCAAAGGUCUCAUCCACAUUCACUGAACACAGCGUAGAAUCAGGAUGGUUUAGGGUUUGUUUUUGUAUUCACAAAAGAUAAUGUGAGUGUUGAGCAGUUGAUUUUGAUUUACUCACUGAUUAGUCUGCCUGCAAGCCUUUACUCCUGCCUUCAGCUCUCUUCUUCUUGCCUGAUAAUCCAGACAAAGCAGUUUGUGUGUGUGUGUCUGGAAGGUAUGGGGUUGGUAUGCUUGUAUAUCUUCUGUAUAUUUAGCCAAAGGGUAAGCAGGGCAAAGAUGACGUCACGGGGCCUUUUUCAGAGAACCACAGCAGGGUUUUCGAGAGUUGCUAUCAGUCGUUUGGAAAACGGUUACCCCCCCCCCUCCCUCACAUCUCUCCACUUGUUCACCGGUCAUAACCAUCCAUGUUGACUUGCUGUUUUUACACACAAACUACAUGCACGUUUUACUGUAAACCAUCCGGAACUGCUGCUAUGGACGGUGCGGCCCCGGCGGGGAUCUAGCAGGGGCAGGGGCCCACCUAAAGGAAUACAACAGGCGAGGGCUCAGGCCUUUCUUUGUUUUUGUAUUUCUAACCAAUCCGUGUGUAUGCGAGUGUCACAUGAAGAGAGGAGGAAGAGGCAGGAGAGAUGCAGAGAGGGCGGGCAAGAAAAGAAGCCUGAAGAUUCUGAAGUUUUAAAGGCAUUCUGGCAGACAGACUCUUCUGUUUCGUAUUUUGUUUGGUUACGUUUUCUUGAAUCAUUGAAGGAGAGCUGCCAGUGCUGCCCUCUCCUGCCUUUGCGUCUCCACUGCAGGCUCUCACCAAACGAUGCUCUCGCCUGGAUGGGUCACAGCAGCAAGUGUCCCCUGGAUAAUGUACAAUAGUACGCAGCCUUGCAGAGGGUUGAGGAAGGGGGGGUCUUGUGUUGUGGGAUAUAUGAUGAGUGAGGGAAGGGCAAUUCAUGGUUUAGUUCGUUUUUCUCCUUUGUGUUCUCAUAGUAUUUGUACAGGGGUUUCAUCGCUGUAUUAAAAAUGUACCGUCUUAUUUACAUUCUCUUUGGUUUGGUUACAGAAACUAAUAAAAUAAUAUGCUGUUAAAAUGUUACAGAUGGUCUUGUCUUUUAAACAUUGUGAUCACAAGUGAACAUACCGUUGCAUGCAGGGGCAGUUUUUUCUUUUAAAUCUGAUUAAUAAACCUAUUUGUAUUUUUUCUUUUACUGCAGCAAUUUACUAGAUUAAAACAUCUGAAGUAGAACAGUUCAAGAAAAAAAAAAAAAAAGCAAAUAUUUUUUUAUCCAGUCCACAUCGAUAGGAAAAAAGGAGAGGACUGCAGCUUCAGACACCAACUGUCUGAAAAAUUAUAACGGUAGAACUCAAGUUGCUUGAUAGGAAACAUGCAUGGGGCAGGCUUGAGCCACAACCACCAGUUAUCUACUCGUACAAUUGAAGAUUAAAACCUAUACUUGGAUCUGGAAGAAGAGCUCUAAUCUGGGCUAAUGUGGGAGUUGAAUGUAUUUUGCUGAUUUGUUUCGACCCAUGUUGCUGGAGCCGGGGAUCUGUAAACAAAUAUAAAUUAGUCCCGCUAUGUACUGAAUGUUUCAAAUCGCCACAGAGCAUUCCGUCCGAGGCUCCGUGCCGUCUCCACGAGUUCUGCUAUAACAGACUGUUGGAUCCGAGAAUACCAGGUAACAUACAAUGAAGAUGAAAGAAAAACUCAACCAUUUUAUUAACAACUUUAAUGUGAAUGUUACCUAGUGGUGACUACAGUGCAUUAGGCAUACGCAAAAGGAUGAUGCAUUCUAGAGAGGGCAAAGCGUUGCCAGUUUAACACCGUAGGGCGCAUUGCACCAAACUAAUUAAACUAGUCAUUACAACGUUCCAUGAGCCAAACAUGGACAUUUCCAUCAUAAAAUACUGCAUAAAUAAAUCAAAGACAUACACCUGGCAUAAAGACUGUACAAAAAUAAUUCCUCUAUCAACGUGUUUGUGUGGGCCAUGUCACAACAAAACCUUCCAGAAACCUAAAAACCGUACAAAAAAAAAAAGAUUAAAUACUAAAAUA
Molecule: messenger RNA, 4003 nt
Organism: Gadus chalcogrammus (walleye pollock)
Lineage: Eukaryota; Metazoa; Chordata; Actinopteri; Gadiformes; Gadidae
Gene: prrc2c
Product: proline-rich coiled-coil 2C
Exons: 7
Coding region: 77-1360 (427 amino acids)
Biological process (GO): cell differentiation
Source: RefSeq, a predicted model, not a curated record